AUGAUACGCAAACGCAAAUCUGCCACUGAACACCAAGUCGUUGUGGGCAUCGCAGUCGUUGUGGGCAUCGCGGGCAUUGUGGGCACCAUGUUGCAGCACCACCCAAAUAUGGAAAAAGAAGAUGACCACGACGCCCGCGACAGAUCAGUUACUAGUGCCAGAAUCGCCCUCAACAAUACUGGGCUAACAGGAAUUGAGGAGGCGGUAAGGGACGGAGUAAUGAUGUUGAAAACUGGCAAGAUGGUUUUCGAACAUGGCAUAGUAGUGUCACUGGACCGACUGGACCUCAACGCUCAGGAGCGACAGGUAAAAAAAUUCCAUGGAGGACCGAGAACGCGAAGAAAGGUGCCAAUGGCCGCGUCAGGCUUGAGACAAAUGCCCGCAACUACUCAGUCGCUCAUUAAAAAAACAUUACCGGGAGUACUGCGAAUCUCGGUGAUAUCGCCUGACCGUGACUCUGGGAGCGUGGAUACACACAUAAGGAAUCAGAGCACCCUCGAGUCCAUGGCUCGUUCGGAGGACAAGUACUGGGAGGUUCCAGUGAUUAGUAGAACAUCGCAGCAGUGGUCGCGGCAGGUGCCGCGCAGCAGUCGCAGCAUUUUCACCAUGCCCACUAAAAAGGCAACAGGUGGUGGUCAUCAUGAUCAGGCGUGUCAGGAUGAUACUGGCGCAAAGAAAUGA
This is a messenger RNA of Suillus plorans, 681 nucleotides long. RefSeq lists its product as uncharacterized. NCBI's taxonomy places the organism in Eukaryota, Fungi, Basidiomycota, Agaricomycetes, Boletales, Suillaceae. The coding region runs from base 1 to 681 and encodes 226 amino acids. The record is from RefSeq and is a predicted model, not a curated record. The transcript is spliced from 6 exons.